AUGGUGAGCACCGCACGAAGCUACGUCAAGACUGCCAUCGACAGCCUGGAGCUCCUCAAGUCCGCUAUCAACUUCCCAUCUCUGCCAUCUCUGCCAUCUCUUCCAUCACCACCUUCCGGUUCUGGCAGGAGCUCCCUUCCGUCUCCACCAUCUCUUCCUUCCCCACCAUCUCCACCUAGCCCACCAUCUCCACCAUCUGCUCCAUCUCCCCCAUCUUUCAGAGGCCAACCACCAAAAUGGCCCUGGGUGUACCAAGGACCUUGUAAGGGCUCUUCGGGAGGAAUGGGCUAUCCUCCAGCAAAGGGACAUUUCCCGACUGGUGGAAAGUAUGCCGAGGCGUCUUCAAGAAGUAGUGAAGGCAAGAGGAGGAAACACGCGCUACUAAACGAUGAUAAGUAUCCUUGCCCUAGCUUACCAGCAAUACCGAAGCGGAACACUGUUGAGGAACCUCCUACAGACCACCAGGGAAUACCUCAACUAUGCCGUGAUCAGACUGAACCAGUUGCAGAACUUCAUCAGCACCUUGCAGGUCCCGGCCUUGCCUUCGAUACCACAGCCCACAGUCCCAGGCAGGAUUUGGCAACAGUGGGCUGGACGCUAAUUGUUUCAUGUACGGUCAAAUUAUAA
Nezara viridula (southern green stink bug) is the source of this 627-nucleotide messenger RNA. Lineage: Eukaryota; Metazoa; Arthropoda; Insecta; Hemiptera; Pentatomidae. The record is from the annotation of a GenBank genome assembly.